AUGGGUAACUGCGAUAGCAAGAGUGCGGAGUCUGGCAACGAAGUGGUCAUCACAAAGCUGCAGCAAGUCCCAAACACAGGCAUCCAUGAGAGCCUCAAAACUCUGCCUGUGCGAAGCAACGAGAAGAUGGGUUGGAAACCCGACAUGCCGGAUCACCGGGAUCAUCACGUCAAGUUCAAGGACGUAGAGCCGAAGGCUGGGAUCCAAAAGCGGAUGAACGGCAACGGAGACGAGAUUAUUGACCUCCGACCCGAUGAGGCAUUCCCCAUCUUCGACCAAGGACACCUGGGCAGCUGUACCGCAAACGCGCUUGCCGCCGCCUUCCACUUCACCCUCCACAAGAUGACCGUGGAGGACCACCCGUACUUCAAGGAUUUUACUCCCAGCCGACUGUUCAUCUACUACAACGAGCGUCUCGUAGAAGGCUCUGUAGACCACGACGCUGGAGCAUGCCUCCGCGACGGGAUCAAGACCAUGGCACAGAUUGGAGUGUGCCCAGAACUCAGCUGGAAGUACGACGACAAAGGCGACUUCUUCAAGCAGGAGCCGGAUUGGACCUGCUACGAGCUUGCCAAGAAGUGCAAGGUCGUCGGCUAUGCGAGGGUGGCGCAGGAGCUGACACAGAUGAAGAUGUGCAUCAAGAACGGAUACCCCUUCGUUUUUGGUUUCGUCGUCUAUCCCAGCUUUUCCAAAGCAGCGGCGGACGGAAAGAUGUGCUUUCCGGAAGCCGGUGA
Messenger RNA from Symbiodinium necroappetens, 734 nucleotides. The record is from the annotation of a GenBank genome assembly. Lineage: Eukaryota; Dinophyceae; Suessiales; Symbiodiniaceae.